Messenger RNA from Culex quinquefasciatus (southern house mosquito), 792 nucleotides. Its product is annotated as A-kinase anchor protein 14. The coding region runs from base 96 to 497 and encodes 133 amino acids. NCBI's taxonomy places the organism in Eukaryota, Metazoa, Arthropoda, Insecta, Diptera, Culicidae. The record is from RefSeq and is a predicted model, not a curated record. The transcript has 3 exons.
AACCGAUUAUCGUCAGUCAAUUGUAGUGCACUGUAAGCAACCUCAUCUAAGUCAACACUUUUGUUUAGUAAACAAAACAACAACAAACCGUCAAAAUGUUCAAGCUGUUCGUUGUGUCCUGCCUGUUCGCCGCCGCCGUCGCCGCCCCAGCCCCAGGAGUCGUGCUGGCUUCCUCCCCGGUUGUCCACGCUGUCCACACCCCCGUGGUCCAUGCCGCCCCUGUGGCCGUCAGCCACCAGUCCUCCCACGUGGUUCACCACGCCCCGGUCGUGAAGCACGCCGUCGUGGCCCACCACGCCCCGGUCGUUGCCGUCCACCACACCCCGAUCGUCAAGGCCGUCCCGGUUGUGCACUCUGCCCCGCUCAUCACCAAGACCGUCGUCGCUGCCCCGGUCGUCCACAAGACCUACGUGUCCUCGCCGGUGGUGCACUCCGUCCACCCAGUCCCAGUUGUCCACAAGUCCGUCGUCGCCCACCCCGUGCUGGUCCACCACUAAGUCAUCCCACACCCACAAUUCACACAAACACACUUUAGAAGACAAAGACUAGCAAUCACGUAAAAUACUCUUUCCAAACCUUCUUCAACCCGUGAUGAAGGACACCCAAAUUUAGUUUUUGUACAUAGUUUAAAUCAGUACCAGUGAAGUUUUUUUUUUUUUUUUUGUUAUUAUUACACCACCCAACAAACAAACAACACGAACGAACAGUUUGAGUCAUCAAAGUGGAGAAAAACAGAACAAUUGCUAAAAAAAAAUACACAAAAUACAUGCAACUUUGUUGAAAAAGUUAAAA